AUGACUGAUUUCGAUCAAAGAAUGGAUGAAGAUUUGGUUCGAGGAAUGGUUGAAGAUUUGAUUCAAAAAGUGAUGAAUCAGUUAAUUGAAACGACGGUUGAAAAGAGUAUCGGUUCCCAGUGGCUGAGGGACGCAAAGGAUUUUGUUGGAAGCACGUUCCCGAAUCGGGAGGAGGCGAUUCAAGCCAUCCCACCAAUCGGUGAUGGAAUGCAAUCAUCGCUUGUCUCUUUCCUCCUGGAGAUGGGGAAGAAACGCGGAGAGUCAAUGUUCAUCGUCUACAAUCGAAACAUGAAGCAGUUAAUGAAAAGUCGUUUCUAUGGUGGACUAUACGAGGGAUAUGAACUUAUUGAACCAUCCGAUCACGACAUAAUCAUCAUAGAUCGGCUCCGCGGUUUCUUCUUCGUGAAAGUGAUCUACCUUGAUGAAGAUCAACAGGAACUAAUUAGCGAUGCAAGAUUUCAAAGAAUUCAAGAAAAAUAUGACGGGGCAAAGAAAGAUUUUGAUAGUCUCAAGGCAUUGUUGAAGGAGGUUGGGAUGGAGAGCAACCAAGUGAAAAAAUGUUUUUCCCUUCAUUUCCCCAUCGUCGCAUUUCCCCGAAUUCGGAAGGAAGAAAGACAACCUUACAAUGCACUGAUAUUGUAUGAAGAGGACUGUCAGUCCUUAGAACAGUUUGAGUCUUGGUGGAAGGAACAUAUCAUCAAUCAGAAGAGAAGCAAAUUUGAAUUGAAUUCAGAAGCUCACCUCACCCUCUUGGCCAUAUUUGGGGCGCCUCAUUAUGCGACACAAGUCCUGGACAAUGAGAAAACCGACUGCAAGUUUCUCACUGCGAGGGAAAUGGAGAUUCUCGUUUUGGAGCCGACAAAGUGCGUCAUAGAAAAGGCAUCAGAAGUUCAGACGAUGAAGCUGGUAAAACAGAAGGCCCGUAGUAUCAUAACGAAAUGGUUCUACGAAAGACAAGUUAUCGAGCCACAGUGUAUCCUCCUCCUUGGUCCCUCUGAAGAGGUUAUCAAAGAAUUGGAAAACACAAUGCCGGAAUUGAUCAAGAACUCUGCGAUGGCUGCAUAUCGCACAUGGACGAACAAGUCCUUCGAGGAGAGGAGAAAUAUGGUUUCUUCUGUCAUUCAGAGAAGCCUCACCUUCAUGGAAGAUGAGCAGUCUGAUGAGGAUGGUUGUGGAACUGUAUCCUCUCAUGAAGACCCCAUAGACUUGAAGAAGUUACUGAUGACCCUCGUAGGAAUUCUUCUUCCCAGUUUCAAAAGUUCUACUAUCUCUGUUCGGGCCCCUUGGUAUAUCGAUCAAUGGGAAAGAAACAGACAAGAGAGGGAUGAUAAGAUAAGGGAACGUGAAGAUUCUACGGGGGAAAGUGUGUCUGGCAAAAAAGCUGAGGAAAAUGAUGAAUCACUCGUGCAUGGGGUCUCCUCCAUUGACCAAAGGAAUCGCCAUGGACGAAGCAUGGAUAUCUUCCUCCGUCCCAAAACGAACAAAACUCACGGAGACGGGAAUAAAGGAAGAAAUGAUGAUGAAGGGGCUGAUGAAGAAAUGACUGCUGGGAAUGGAUCCAUAGAAAUGGAUGAACCCCGCUCUCAAGGGAUUCCCAUUUUUGAGGAAGAGUGCAGGAAUGUAAGUAACACUGAUAAGGGAGCAGGUGAACCGGACGAAGAAAAUGAUGAUGAAUAUUCACAUUUUGAUGCUCUUUUGAUGCGCAGCAUGGAUAUGAUGAAACCCUUUAUCAGUUUCAUCGAAGCUGAACUGAAGCCUACAUUAGGACAGGACAUGGAGCAGAUUCGGUUCUCACAAUGGAGUGAUGAAAUGAAACUCCUUCACCUCUCCAUUGAAGCCCUUUUGGAUAACGCCCACAUAGAUAUAACUGCAGGCAGAGGUAAUCGGCCGACUGAACAUGCAGACAAAGUGUCUGAGGAACAAUCCCUGCCACAUAGAAACGUAAAUGCGAGUAUGCAGAAGUUGCUGAAGAGUCAGAUGGAAGUGAAAGUACGGGACACCUUUAAAGAAAUAAAGAAACUGAUAGCGAAACUCACGAACGCGGUUUCGUUGAAGAAGGAGAAGAGAAAUAAAGCAAUUAGGGAUCGUGCAGAAAUCAGGAAGCUGCACAUUCCGAAGCUGCAAAAAUUGCAGGAAGAGGGGAAGAAAUUUGAUCAUAUUUUGGUCCUUGAUUUGCAUGAACUCAGCAAGAAUUGCAAUGAUGUCUGGUUUCAAGAUCUUCGUAACCUUCACUCGGAUCAUGCCGAAGGAUAUUUCUGGCUCUUUACCCCUGAAGAUGAGCUUCCAGGAAAGUUAUCUGCUGAGCUCAACUGUUCACACGGAAGUAAAGUUGUGACCAGGAUUGAUCGAAGUAAGCCAACUAAAGAAACAACGUGGCUCUAUCAGGCGGAACAAUUCAUCAAGGAAACGUAUCGUGAUUGGGAAACUGAAAAGACAACCCACUUGGUCCCGUAUGUCGAAGACAAGGAAGAAUGGAUAAGGAAAGUUGAGCACAAUGCAGGAGAAAAAGCUGAGCGAUCUCUUAUUAUAACCCUCUAUCAGCUUGGAAAAAAUAAGCGGUUACCAAUGUUCAUUACCUAUAACCGUAAUUUUUCCCACCUCAUCAAAACGAAGGAUGUGGGCGGUGGCUCGGAAGGCAUCAUGACAGGAGAACAUGAUGUCGUCAUGAUACAUCGAGAGUUAGGUGCAGUCUUCAUGCAAGUGAAGAAUCUGGACACCAAGUCAAGUAAGGACAAACCUAGCAAUGCAGUGAAAAACCGGGAAGGCAUAACAAAUAAGGCACGCAAGAAUGCAGUUAAGAGGAAUAUAGAUGCGGCCGAGGAACAGCUCAAGAAGGAUGUGAAGAGUCUGAAAGCUGCCAUUAAAGAAAGCGGUGUGGAUGGCAUAGACGUCUCGCUCUGUGUAAUAGCACUUGUGAAUGUAAAGAGAGCUGAGGUUGAAAGAAAACCAAUCCAUGACAUUCAACCACCCAUUGUCUUUCUUUGCGAAGAAGACCUCAAGUCUGUGAAAUCGAUCGAACAAUGGUGGAAUGAUCACCUCCUUUCCAAGCUGCAAAGUUCCAUCGAUACCAGAAUGUAUCUGAAACUUCUGGCAAUAUACAUCGCGCCGGUGUACGCUUCCCCGGCGCACACUGCCCGAAUGACGACGCAGAAAAUCAAUUUCCUGACCGCAGACAAGCUGGAUAUGUUGGUGAACAAGCCAAAGGACUUUGCGGUGAAAGGGGCGGCUGGAACGGGGAAAACUUGGCUCCUUCAGGAAAAGAUCCGGAACAUCGUCAUGUCCUGGUUUCAACAUCAAUUCAUCGAAGAUAAGGACGAGAAGAUCCUUCUCGUCUGUCGUCAAAAGCAUCUUUACUUGCAUUUCUGUCGAACCCUUCCCGAUCUCCUUCUAACCUCCGCCAUGGCCAUGCAAAACAGAUGGAGACAUGAAAUACAGGAAGGAAACGAGAAACAAAAGGUAAUGAACAUUAUUAAAAAGAAUCUCAUCAUCUGCAGUGCGGACUAUAGCGACAUAGAAGUAUGGGCGGAUGAGUGUGGGGGGAUGGAGAAAAAGGGCGAAACAGAAUCCCUGGAGGAUCUCCUGACGAGAAUCUGGAAUGCAACCUGGGAAAUAUUCCUUUUUUAUCGAUUUUUUUGCCAUUCAGUCGCGUCUCUCCCACUUGAAAGUGGGCGGAGAUGGAAGCUCAAAGCCGCCAUCAUGCAGCGUGUCUUCCGCACCUUUACUCCUGACAUCAACGCAUUACUCUUUUUGGAAGAAACCAUCAGACUCAUCGCAUUUAAGGAUGUGAAUCACCCUCUACAGCUUAUUGGCGAAGGAUCAGUGGGUAAAUCAAUGCUGGGAAUGAGUCAUCGGCUAACUGAAUGCAAUGUCUUGAUGAAGAAACUGCCCUCGAGGAAACAGCUCGCCGUAGUCGCGUGCGUGGAGAAGAUCCUUCGGAUCCGGGGGCCCCCUUUCCACCACGUCUUCGUGGACGAAGCCGAAGACUUGUGUCUUUCAUUCCAAGACCACUGGUUGAGUUCGCUCCGUUCCCUCCAAAAACAAGGAGGAUACUUCUGGCGGACCUACGACCCCCUUUCCACGACAGUGAGUAAGAUGCCGGAUUCGUUGAAAGAAGAGUUGGAAUGUGCUCAUUCCUUAUUCACGGUGUUAAGAAAUCCCGGAUACGUUUUCCACUCCUGGACCACUAACCUCAAGCCCGAGAGAGACUACGAUAUGCAAUUUCCCGGCACAGUCGACGCUAUUGAAGAUAAUAGCGUCAACUAUUGCUAUUCCAGGGAUGAAAUAUUCUCGGGUCACGAUUCACAGGGCCCCAACGUGGAAAAGUUUCACGUUUCCAGUUCCAUUCUCUCCGAAAAGAUCCUGGAAAUUCUAAGAGAGAAGUUCGGUUAUGGGACACACCCCGGGGACAUCGCCGUCCUCUUCGCGAACAAAGGAGAUUUCAAAUUCCAUGGAGAGCGACUGAGAAAGGCAAUGGAAUUGGAGCUCCGUGUUUCUCCCACCACUCCCCGCCUCGUUGUUGAGUAUGCUAAUUUCUUCAAGGGCAUGGAGGCCCCCAUCGUGUUUUUAAUCACCAAUCAAAAAGCGAUCAAGAGGGAAAAAGUAUACAUAGGAGCAUCUCGAAGCACUUCCCGCCUAAUACAAAUCGAGAUGGAGACCACGGAACAAGAGGACGAGCAAGCGAACAGGGAAGCAGAAGAGGCAUACCUUAAAUGCUUGCCAGCUAAUACGCCCGAGGAAUACAAGGAGUUUUAUAAAAGUACAUGGCGCGAAAUUACAUACAUCUAG
This is a messenger RNA of Darwinula stevensoni, 4785 nucleotides long. The record is from the annotation of a GenBank genome assembly. NCBI's taxonomy places the organism in Eukaryota, Metazoa, Arthropoda, Ostracoda, Podocopida, Darwinulidae.